ACAAGUUCCUGCAGAUCCCGUCCCCACAAUCUACCCUAGGCUUGAUAUAAGCUCUUUGUUGACUUGACUAAACCUUACUUAAGUUUACUGACCAUGUCUGACUCCAUCCCCUCUGCCCACUCGGACCCUGACGCUGUCGACCAGCAUCGCCCCGCAAACGCGGAAGACCGCAAAGCCGCCGCUGCCCUUUCCUCUCUCAACCCGAAUGAAAUCGGUACGGACAUGGGCGCCAAGCCGCCUUCAUCCGCCGACCAGGAGGCAUUGGGAAAGGCGAUGAGCCGGUUGGAGAUCGUUGCGGGGCAGGAUGCCGGCAAGAAGACGGCCGGGCCGCAGAAGGAGGCAGAGGUAGUGAGGAAGAAAGCCGUGAAAGUUACCUCGGAAGAUAUUAGCCUCUUGGCCGAGCAGUUAGAUUUAACAAAGGUCAAGGCGACAGAGCUCUUGAAAUCCAACAAUGGCGAUGCUAAGCAGGCGAUCAAGGCGUUUAUAACCCCUGCUGGAGCUUCGAUUGUUACCUGCUAGCUGGUCUGAAAUUGGAAGGUAAUGGAUACUUGGAUGUAUCGCCAGUAAACAAAUGCUGUUCAGCAUGGCUAAGUCAUAACGACUGCUUUUUCCCGGAUAAAAGUUAAUGAAUUUA
This is a messenger RNA of Aspergillus caelatus, 634 nucleotides long. RefSeq names its product huntingtin-interacting protein K. The record is from RefSeq and is a predicted model, not a curated record. The transcript has 2 exons. Lineage: Eukaryota; Fungi; Ascomycota; Eurotiomycetes; Eurotiales; Aspergillaceae. The coding region runs from base 94 to 519 and encodes 141 amino acids. Gene Ontology annotation, biological process: protein stabilization; negative regulation of apoptotic process.